Linepithema humile (Argentine ant) is the source of this 1201-nucleotide messenger RNA. Its product is annotated as paired mesoderm homeobox protein 2A-like. Gene Ontology annotation, molecular function: RNA polymerase II transcription regulatory region sequence-specific DNA binding; DNA-binding transcription factor activity, RNA polymerase II-specific. The record is from RefSeq and is a predicted model, not a curated record. Gene Ontology annotation, biological process: regulation of transcription by RNA polymerase II. Lineage: Eukaryota; Metazoa; Arthropoda; Insecta; Hymenoptera; Formicidae.
AUGGACUACUCGUAUCUGAACCAGGCCGCGGCCGCGGCGGCCGCCGGUUUCGAAGCGUCCAGCUGCGCCCUGGCUGCCGGCGAGAUGCAAUGCAGCUACGGUGAUCUGAGCUCGUGCUCGCAAAUGAGCCAAGCUUAUCGCUACACCGCGGCGCGGGCCGCCGGUUAUCCCGGUAACGCGGCCGCCGGUGCCGCGGCCGCUGCCGGUGGCAAUCCGUUAUCAGCCCAUCACACAGCACACCCCCACGCCCACGCACACCACGGGGCCCAUUCGACCCCGUGCUCCGUAAUGGCCGCCAGGUCCCAAGAAGUUCAUCGGCAUGCCGCUUCCAUCUUCCCCUCGGCCAUUAAUCUACAGAGCGGUUUGGGAUAUAAAGCUUAUUCAGGACAUGACGGCCUCGCAGAGAAGAGAAAACAACGUCGGAUACGAACAACAUUUACGUCAGCCCAGUUGAAAGAAUUGGAACGUGCAUUCCAAGAGACGCAUUACCCGGACAUCUACACCAGAGAAGAGAUCGCUAUGAAGAUUGACUUGACGGAAGCUAGAGUCCAGGUGUGGUUUCAGAACCGACGCGCCAAGUUCCGCAAGCAGGAGAGGCUGGCCCAGCAGAAGUCCACGUCGCAGAGCGGCAUCGGGGCCGACAGCGGCGCGUCUAGUCCUGUGACCGGCACCGUGAAAGCGGAGGGACGCUCGCCGAGGAGUCCCGCGACGCCGCCCGGCGGCUCGAACAGCGUGCUGUCGUCGAACGAGAUCAAGCCGAUCACCAAUCAGAGCCUGGUGAACGUGAAACACUCGGACGGCACGGACGGCGGCUCGCCGAACGCUCGGGGUAGCAGCAGCGGCGGCGGCACCUGGGGCUCCUGCAGUCCCAGGCCCUUCUCGGCGGCCCUGCCGCCCUAUCUGCUGGAUCCGUUGCCGCUAAAGACCGCGAAUCUCUACUAAACCGUCUCCCUCCUCCCCCGUCACUGGCGUGGCGGAGAGUGUAAAUACAGAGAGCCGCCCGCUCGUGAACGCGGAAACGACACGCUGUUCAGAGAGCGCCCCGGAUUUUUCUCGGGCCUCAGCCUCCCGCGAAUCCGUCGGCGUCCACCCUCACAUGCGGUAUCCUUAACACGAAGGACUCCGGUAGGACGCGCUGCUGAUAUUUUUGACAAAGAUACUUUUAGGCAGUCAAGAGGACAGAAGGUGCGGCGGCUUGCUU